Molecule: messenger RNA, 1020 nt
Organism: Penicillium soppii
Lineage: Eukaryota; Fungi; Ascomycota; Eurotiomycetes; Eurotiales; Aspergillaceae
Exons: 1
Coding region: 1-1020 (339 amino acids)
Source: RefSeq, a predicted model, not a curated record
AUGUAUCUACGCACUAUAUCUUCCUCCCCAAGUCAUCCUGGGCAUUACUAUGAAAGUCCACGUUACUUCAACCCCCGGCUAGCUGACUUCACCUCUUGCACAAUCGAUCUCGAUCAAAAUCAUGCUAUGCAGCUGAUCUCAGAACUUAACACUCAAGUUACCCAAAGAAGCUUUGAAUUUCAAAACCCCAAAGAACAACUUGAGCUUCUCAGAUUAGAAACAACCCGAAGGAAGAUCCUAGGCAACAUGACUGUUCAGCCUGAUCUCCCCGGGAGGAAACCGACUCAAGGCUCAUCUGCUCAAGCCACAAGUGAUAACUCUGCGUUUGGAGAGCCCGGCCCCAGUCUCCCAAUCACACACCGAACCCGUGCAGCCAUCCUUAGUGAGAGCGAAAUCAGCGUGCUAGAUAUUGGUCCCAGCUUACAUUCCAGCCACAACUCAACAAUUGCUUCUCGUCGCGCCAGUGCCACCAAACACAACAAACCGAGACUUCUCCGUACUGCUUCUCCCGCUUUUCUCGCGGGACCUGACAGCGACGGUUCGGACAAAGCAAGCCCAGUCCGAACACCUCUUCGAAUCGCCGAUCUCGAUUCUGUUGCCGUGACAUCUGCCAGUACUUCUGUGAGCAAUGAGUUUCCAUUGCAUCUUCGUGAGCGUCGCCAAGAACAAUUCAACAUUACUCUACCCGGUCCACGUGGGCUUCGACGUCCUCAUGAUCAACGUUCAUUUUCCGGUGGUCAUUACGAGCUCUUGGGAUAUGGAUAUGGCUAUUCAGGAUUUACUCCCGACCCCUUUUACACUCCUGAUGAGCCGGACCGCCACAUUCAUGCACAGUCUGUUCCGCAUUCCCCUCGAUCACCCUCUGAAUACACUCGACCUUCCCUGCCACGCUCGCAGAGCUCCUUUGCGGGCAUGGGGCCAGAAUUUGCUUCUAUGCGCAAUGCAGAGCAGGUGAGAAAGACCAAGGCCGCAAAGAAGGCUACGUGCGAAGCUAAGGAAGAUGGUGACGGUCAAAUUUAA